AUGAACGACGACACUGAAUCCCAAAGCCUGCUCCAAUCUGUGCUUGGGUUGUUCGCUCGAAAACGACCGCAGAGUUUGGCGAAACCGGCGUCACUGAAAUCACGGAAACGCGAGGCCUGGCUACGGACGGAUGCAUUUCUGCAGCACGAUGACCUUAGGGAAGCUGACCCAGAGAGCGUUGCAAGGACUCUGCGCGCAUUUGAACACCUUGUUCAAGACGACUCUGAUGGAGAGAUGGAUUUUUUUUUCAGUCGAUUGGCCUCUCACUUACUGCCUGCUAACGAACGUUUCGCGGAGCAGAACUUCCAACAACCCGGCCACGAGCAGUAUCCGAAGCUCCGCCGCAUGAUCGAGAAUCCGAGUCGCGAUCCGCAUGGCGACGAAGGCACUGUCAUUCGCGUUGGCAAACGGAGACGAGAAUGCGAUGAUGCCAUUCAAGAACUUUUACAUUUGGAACAGGAGAGAAAGAAGCGCCGAGUUCUGCCUCGUGAGGAGCCAACUCAUGUGUCCAACCUCGAAGACCCUGAUGCCGACUUUGCCGUGCUGAUGAGGAGAUAUUUGGUGUCCUUGGAUAAUGCGUUGCGAAAAAACUGGGUUUGCGUUUGCCAGAAGUGCUCAGGGUUGAGCGUGAGGCUGUCGCUGCCACAGCACAAAAAGGAUCUCGACGCUGAGGCGAGUUUCGAGGUAUUCUUUGGCGUGCGGUCCGUACCUGCGACUGAAUUGCAAGAAGCCAAAAUCACGGUCAAAUCGAGGCGCGCAUCGGAGCCUAUAAUCAGCAGCCCACCCGACUUUGCCCACAUAUGCCAGAGCAUCACAGAGUCCCUCGGUCAGCGAAAUUGCUUGCAUUUCGCUCUCGAGGAUGGGAUGUUUCAGAGACUUCGCCCGCAACCAAAGACAUUCGGUAGUGACCGAAUGUCUCGGACGGUAUCCUUGUCGGCACUGUUCAGCCGCCAGCAAGAAUUACUUCGUGGUGAAUCGGUUCUGCCACUCAAGGGGAAGCGAGUUUUGGCUGUAACACUGGCUUCAGCACUCCUCCCCUUCCUGGAGACACCGUGGCUGCAGUUUUCCUUCAAUCACUCCAUGAUCCAAUUUUUUGAGCCACGGCAGGAUGGAGAACUUCCCGAUAUCACGAAACCGUUCCUGGCACUGGAGCACGUUCCAACAAUCUCAGCCCGUAAUACAGACACUGGAGACAACUCCGGCGCCUCGAAACACAUAGUUCAUCCCAACGCCAGUGUGCUAGCGCUAGGCAUACUCUUGUGCGAGCUUCACUAUUGCACACCUGUGGAGCUAAUGGGAAAGGACCCGAAACCUGCCAGGAACGUCAAUGAUGAUCUUUAUACCUGUCUCGAUAAACUUGAGACUCUGGAAGACGACGCUGGUGUGGAUUACUAUCUUGCUACGAAAGCAUGCCUUACCGGAGACUACUAUCCACCUAGACAGCAGGCUAAUUUUGAGGAUAUCAACGUCCAGCGGCUCUUCUAUCAAAACGUGGUCAAACGACUUGAAGCCGUGAUCUUCAAAGCAUGGGGCAUACGAAUAGAGAAUCUGGGUUCAUUUGAUUCGCGACAAAAUGAGUCUUGCUGGGGCUCAAUCGGUCGAGAGGUUGUCCGCCUUCAUACAAGCAAGCUCGACUCCUCUAAUGUAAACACUACAGCAAGGGCAGGUCCUCUUCGUUCAAUUUCUGACACUGCGCCCGUGACCUCCGCAUCGCUCCACUCAGAUAUCAUGCUAAGGAUGUCAGCACAACCUCCUACGGGAUCGCGAGCCCACGGACGUCUCGCCGAGCCUUCCGAGAAGAGCUUGUACUUUUUUGAUGCAAGCCACCACACAGGGGCUGAACAGGAGAAUCCACUCUCGGAAAGAUGGAUGGACAAUCUGCUGUCCUCGAUCUAUCCCUACGUUGACCUUGAUGUCGACCUUGCCGAACCGGUGCGAAUAGCGAUUUUGGACUCGGGACUCGAUCCCGAAAGCCCAUUCCUGAUCGAGGACCAACAACGAGCCAACCCACGGAUCAAGGAAGCGCGUAGUUUUGUACACGGUACAGCGUCGCACGACAUUCGAGACGAGAUAGGGCACGGUACUCAUGCUCUUGGCCUCCUUCUCAAAGUUGCCCCAUGUGCUGAGAUCUAUGUCGCCCGAGUUGCGCGACGGGAAACUCUGGAUCCCAACACCUAUGAUGACAUUGCAAAGGCAAGCUGUCUUUAUGCCAAAGCAGACUUUUUGGACUGA
Molecule: messenger RNA, 2232 nt
Organism: Fonsecaea monophora
Lineage: Eukaryota; Fungi; Ascomycota; Eurotiomycetes; Chaetothyriales; Herpotrichiellaceae
Exons: 4
Coding region: 1-2232 (743 amino acids)
Biological process (GO): proteolysis
Molecular function (GO): serine-type endopeptidase activity
Source: RefSeq, a predicted model, not a curated record